AUCGUGUAACAUGUAAAGGGUAGCUUGUGAACGUGUCGCCAUGUCGAUACUGAAAUUAAAUUAAAUCGAUCAUUUAAAAUCAGCUAUAACAGUGUAAACAUCGAUUCGGUAAAUUAUUCACUUACCACCAGCCGACAGGCCAUUUACAAUGUUACAAUCUUCCAUUGUUUCGAUGCCAUCAAGUUCAUUUUCGGUUGGAGUUGCAGUUGCAUUGGAAAUUGUACGAAUGAAACAACGUUUAUCAAACUCUUUUUGUGUAUUGUAAGUGUAGGCCGAUUGGAAUGGAAACAGGUAUGUUUGUUCAGCCUUUUCCAGCCAUGGCAUCAACAGUUCGGUCAUUUGUGCAAUUUGAUCCAAAUCAUUUUCUUCAGACACACAAACAUAAUCACCGGUCGAUAGUUUGUAGACGGAUGUUUUGCAGCCAUCAAUUUGACACAAUGGGCUUGUUUUCUUUAAAAUUGUUGUUUGCACAAAAUCGAAAAUUUGCCGACCUUCAAUAAUGAAUAGAUUUUUGAACUUUUCUACGCCCGACGAUUCUCCUUCGUCCAUCCAUUUCCAUGACAGUGCUGUUGGUUCAAUUUGACUAUUUCUAGAAAACGAAAAAAAAAUGGUAUUUAUACUAGCAGUUUUCGCGACAAUACUGAAACUUACUCUUCGUCAAAUUCGUCGUAAUUUCCCCAAAAUGCACGUGUAUCAGGUUCAAUUAAUUCACCAAAUUCCAUUAUUUUGCCGGGUUUUAUGUACCGAAAGCUACGACGCAAAAAUCCAAAUUGUUUGAAUGAUUUGACAACAAUAUCGAUUCUAACCUCAAAGUGAUUUAAUUCACAAUGAUAUUGUGUUUAUUGCCGAACACACAAUGACAUUUUUAGUACAAAUCUAUCCAGAGUGUCAAAUGUGUCAAAUGUUAUUUUAUCGUUGUUUUUUGUUUUUGAUCUGUCAAAACAAAUUUUAUCAGAAAAAAAUCAAUUGAAUUGACGGCAAGAGGUUCCAUUUUAAACUCUAAGAAAAAAAUCAUGUAUUUAAUAAACACCGAACAACGCGAGCACUUGAAAUUGCUGCGAGAAAAUAGUCCAGAAGUUGCCAUUGAGAUAUGCAAAGUUACUUUGGAUUACAUGAACAAUGGUUCCAAUACAAAUAAAUUCCAGGCCAUCGCAACUAAACUAAAUACAACAACAGCUGCCCUUCAAGAUGCCAUAAAUGCGCUGAUUAUGCUUCAAUUGAAUUCAAUAAAAACAAAUGUGACCGAAGACGAAUUUUCGCAAAUUGAACAGACAGGAUUUACAAAAGAGCACAUUUCAAUACUAUGGCAAUUUGUUACCAGCAAAAAGGAAUACGUUCGAAAUGUAUUGGAUCAAAUAAGUUUGGUUGAAUAUCGAUUUCGUGAUUUAGAAUGGCGCUUAGAAGGCAGAGUAGCGUCACGCAGUCUAAUUCAACAAUCUAUUCCAUUUAUAACGAUCAAAUUCCAUUUGGAUUCGGAAAAAGUCGACGAAAAUAAAAGUCCAUUGGGUUUAAUUGAACAACCGAUAGUCACCAAGUCUAAUAGUGAUGAUUCGCAACAACAACAACCGCAUAGUCGCAAAAAAGAAGUCGUUUUUCAAACCGAUCCGAAUAAUUUGAUUUACAUCAUUAAUGUGUUAGAGAAAACACUGCAAGAAGCUCGAACGCAUCGCGUACGAAAUGUGGUUAAAAACCUAUAAGCUUAUAUUAAUUAAUAAAAUCAUAUCCCAGCAUAUACGCCCAUAAAAAUACAAAUUUUUAUUUAUU
Contarinia nasturtii (swede midge) is the source of this 1764-nucleotide messenger RNA. RefSeq names its product COMM domain-containing protein 2. The coding region runs from base 1014 to 1697 and encodes 227 amino acids. The record is from RefSeq and is a predicted model, not a curated record. Lineage: Eukaryota; Metazoa; Arthropoda; Insecta; Diptera; Cecidomyiidae. The transcript has 4 exons.